Penicillium mononematosum is the source of this 984-nucleotide messenger RNA. RefSeq names its product sterol desaturase family protein. Lineage: Eukaryota; Fungi; Ascomycota; Eurotiomycetes; Eurotiales; Aspergillaceae. Gene Ontology annotation, molecular function: iron ion binding; C-4 methylsterol oxidase activity. The coding region runs from base 1 to 984 and encodes 327 amino acids. The transcript has 2 exons. The record is from RefSeq and is a predicted model, not a curated record. Gene Ontology annotation, biological process: ergosterol biosynthetic process.
AUGGCGACUGGAAAUCCUAUGGAUAAUAUGAAAUCCACAUGGCGCACAUGGGACCGAGACCAGUGGAGACUACCACACAAGAUCUUCGAGCAUGCCAAUGUAUAUCAUGUUGAGCUCAACAGGGAUGUUCCGAUCCAUCCCAAAGAAGACAAAAUACCAUACGUAUCCGACUGGUCGUUAAAUCGCUGGGUUCUUGUCAAUUCAGGAGUUCCAAUUCUGGUCCAUCAGCUUUUUACCUACUUCACCGGAUACAACUUCCACCCGAUCAUCGCCUUCUUCCACUACUACUAUGCCUCAAGGCUGUUCACGACACGCGAGCUGCGGAUUCUCCGAGAACUCGGCCAUACCCAGGCCCUGGCCUCGGUUCUGCUGGCCGGGUUUGUGCGCUCACUGAUGACAGUAUGGCUCACCUACGAUGCAGACAAAGCACCCGUCUCACUUAGCUGGGCUUGGCUGCCCCUCGAGAUCAGUCUUUACGGCGUCAUUCUUGAUUUUUGGUUCUAUUGGUACCACCGUGUCAUGCAUGAUGUGAACGGUCUCUGGAAGUUCCAUCGCACCCACCACCUCACGAAACACCCGAACCCGCUGCUUACAAUCUAUGCUGACUCGGAGCAAGAAUUCUUCGACAUUGCGGGUAUUCCGUUGAUGACAUGGUUUACAAUGAAAUUCAUGGGCAUGCCGAUGGGAUUCUACGAAUGGCACGUUUGUCAAAUGUACGUUAUAUUUGCAGAGCUGGCCGGGCACAGUGGUCUCCGUCUCCACGCAUCGCCGCCCAACCCCUUGACAUGGUUGAUGCGGAUGUUUGAUGCUGAGUUGGUCAUUGAAGACCAUGAUCUGCAUCACCGCCGGGGAUGGAAGAAGAGCCAUAACUAUGGCAAACAAACACGGGUGUGGGAUCGGCUCUUUGGAACAUGCAGUCCCCGUAUCGAGAGUGUGGAUGCAAAUAUUGAUUAUGAUAACCCUGUUGACAUGCCAAUUUUGUGA